UACCCUGUGACAACUUCACCUUCUUUUUAAUGUUUCUCGGCAAAAUAAGUGAUUAAUAUUAGUAUGCAACUUGUGUUUCAAUCCUGUAAUAUUUGUGCAUGUUUUUUAAUUUAAUUUAACCAACGUGGAAGCAAAAGUAGCCUAUGAACAAUGCUUCGUAGUUCAUGGUUUUGGUUGACGGGUCCUGUCUUACGAGAGUUUGUGGUUGCGACAGUCAAGCGUUGACAGAUAGAUUUACGAAAACACUCGAAGCGCGAACAACACAUUCAAGAAGCUAAUAUAAUUGUAGGCGUAGUUGAGAAUAAUAAAACGGUACUGAAAAGGCGUAAGCGGGAUUAGAAAGGAUUAUCCUUACAUUAUGCUUGAAGGGUGGUACUGUCGAACAAUGCAACAAGCGCAGAAAAGUGAAUUAGACGCGGAUGCUAAUGAGCCGCUGGACAACGACAGCACCGGGCCUGAUGAUGACAGUGACGAUGAAGGAUCCAGCAAAAAAGAAAUAGAUUAUAGAUCCUUAUGUAAAGAAAUGAAGAAAAAACUGAAAAUUCUCCUCUACGAAAAUGCUUUCUUUCAACACAAUCUAACUGUUCACCAAAGACGGUUGCUGAAGAUUACACGCGAUCGCUCGUUUCUAUUGGAUCGUUUGUUAGAAUACGACCGGCCUGAGCUAUCAUCGUCAGACAGCGAAGCCACCGUUUCCUCAGAUGAUUCACGUGUGGAAGUAGUUCAAAAGAAACGGAAAACCGAUACCAGUGCUACAACUAGUAAUUCAGCGUCGAAAGCCUCGUCGGUAGCUCAAACCAAACGAGGCAAGAAAGUCCAGAGGAAACAACCACAGCCUACCACUUCUCAGCAGUUCACCGGGGCAACGAAUCAGGAGCCCGUACCGAAGCAAUCUGAAUUGUUGCCAAUGCCUCACUUAUCGCCAUCUGUCCUACUAGAUACUGCAUUCAUUCCGGGCAUUUCAAAAGAUAAUCAUGUUGAACUGAUGUCUCAAGAAAGACAAUUGACCAACGAAGAAAUUGAAAGGCAUCUUCAGCUUCGCAAGGAAGUGCUAGAAGUUGUCCCAGAAGGGGAAUUACCUAGUGAGGUGUUUAGUACCGUCCCAUCUAGUGCGAUGUGUGAUGCACCCAACGACGAAACAGUUGAACCCUCCAGGGGGAAUUUGGUGGAAGAUUGCUUUUCGGUGGAUCUUAAUUUAAUGAAUGUUUAAAUUUCUGAAACACAACGCACAAUGUAAUGUCACGUUGUACGAAACCCUUUGGUAGAGUGGAACAAUAUUUUACAUUUAAUUUCUAUGUUUCCCAUAAUUGAAAUCCCAGCAAUUGGUCAUCUGUGUAAAUCUCGAAACUUAAACAAAUGAGGUAAAAUGAAAAAUAUAUGCGUCAAUAGCCUACUACUCAAAAAAUGGUGAAAUUACAACGAUGAGGUAGAAAACAUUAACGGAAUAAGUUGACGCAACAAGGUACAAUCGAAA
Messenger RNA from Anopheles bellator, 1474 nucleotides. RefSeq names its product INO80 complex subunit E. Gene Ontology annotation, cellular component: nucleus; Ino80 complex. The record is from RefSeq and is a predicted model, not a curated record. The transcript is spliced from 2 exons. Gene Ontology annotation, biological process: chromatin remodeling. NCBI's taxonomy places the organism in Eukaryota, Metazoa, Arthropoda, Insecta, Diptera, Culicidae. The coding region runs from base 359 to 1210 and encodes 283 amino acids.